Messenger RNA from Nelumbo nucifera (sacred lotus), 1373 nucleotides. RefSeq names its product cell division control protein 2 homolog. Gene Ontology annotation, cellular component: cyclin-dependent protein kinase holoenzyme complex; nucleus; cytoplasm. Gene Ontology annotation, molecular function: cyclin-dependent protein serine/threonine kinase activity; cyclin binding; ATP binding. Gene Ontology annotation, biological process: regulation of meiotic cell cycle; regulation of G2/M transition of mitotic cell cycle; signal transduction. NCBI's taxonomy places the organism in Eukaryota, Viridiplantae, Streptophyta, Magnoliopsida, Proteales, Nelumbonaceae. The record is from RefSeq and is a predicted model, not a curated record.
CUCUAAAAACCGAGAAGCAGUUUAGGGUUCCGUCGAGCGCUGAAGUGGUGGAGAUUUGCAUUUGCCGAUAAAGGAGAAGUUGAGAUGGGAGGUCUGAGCUUCGAGGCUUGGAUGUGGAGCGCUGGAUGCUUCAUAUAGAGUUACAGAUUCUUCUUUGCUCCGAGGUUUCCUUAUCUCGGGUCCAUGGACCAGUAUGAGAAAGUUGAGAAGAUUGGAGAAGGAACUUAUGGUGUGGUUUACAAGGCUCGUGACCGUUUGACAAAUGAGACCAUAGCUCUUAAAAAAAUCCGACUGGAACAGGAAGAUGAGGGGGUUCCAAGCACUGCAAUAAGAGAAAUAUCCCUUUUGAAAGAAAUGCAGCAUGGAAACAUAGUCAGGUUGCAGGAUGUAGUUCACAGUGAAAAACGCUUGUAUCUUGUUUUUGAAUAUCUGGACCUGGACUUAAAGAAGCACAUGGAUUCUUGUCCAGAGCUUGCAAAGGAUCCACGUUUAAUUAAACUGUUUCUAUAUCAAAUUCUUCGUGGAAUUGCUUAUUGCCAUUCCCAUAGAGUUCUACACCGAGAUUUGAAACCUCAGAAUUUGCUUAUAGAUCGUCGUACCAACGCUUUGAAGCUUGCAGACUUUGGAUUAGCCAGGGCAUUUGGUAUUCCUGUUAGGACAUUCACUCAUGAGGUUGUAACACUGUGGUAUAGGGCACCAGAGAUCCUACUUGGUUCCCGCCAUUACUCUACCCCUGUUGAUGUGUGGUCUGUGGGUUGUAUAUUUGCUGAGAUGGUGAACCAGAAACCUUUAUUCCCGGGAGACUCUGAAAUUGAUGAACUGUUCAAGAUUUUCAGAUAUUUGGGUACUCCAAAUGAAGAAACAUGGCCUGGGGUGACCUCAUUACCUGAUUUCAAGUCUGCCUUUCCUAAGUGGCCUCCUAAGGAUCUUGCAACUGUGGUCCCAAACCUUGAACCAGCUGGAAUUGAUCUUCUUUCUAAAAUGCUCUGCUUGGAUCCGACCAAAAGAAUUACUGCACGGAAUGCACUCGAGCAUGAAUACUUCAAGGAUCUUGGAUUUGUACCUUGACCCUCCCUCUCCUCUCUAUAAUGGUGCUCCACAAAUUGUCUUUGUGAGUAUGUUGAUAUAGUAGCGAUUCAUGGAGUUUGAUUGUGUGAAAAUUAGUGCUUUCUUUCAAUGUAUUCUUUUCUUGUUUCUGGUUCAAGAGUUCAAGACACAUUAAACCAUUGCUCGAGUCUGCAGUCAUGGAAUUGUGGUCUCUGUUGGGAUUUUCAUGUCUCAAAAAAAUAUUAUUUCUGUGUAAAUUAAAUGGUAUUCACUUUUGAUACGCUUGCAAGUGGAUCUUCAUGCUUAUUUGGAAACUUCUUUCUUCC